AGGGCCGGACAAAAGUGCAGAGCUUUGAGAAGCAGCCGACAAGUGCCGAGAAGCCUGAGAAGAAGACCACAAGACCUUUUCUGCAGAGAGCGAAACGUCCUCCGCGAAGGAUAUAAUACGGAAGCCUCAAGCAGGGCCAUGGAUUACCAGUCGAGCAUCAUCCGGGACGCGAACCCCAUGGAGAACCUGGAGAAGCAGUUGAUCUGCCCCAUCUGCCUGGAGAUGUUCACCAAACCCGUGGUGAUCCUCCCUUGCCAGCACAACCUCUGCCGGAAAUGUGCCAACGACAUCUUCCAGGCUGCGAAUCCCUACUGGCAAACAUCCCGUGGAACAACCAUCUCAGGGGGUCGGUUCCGCUGCCCUUCCUGCCGCCACGAAGUCAUCCUGGACCGCCACGGCGUCUACGGCCUCCAGAGGAACCUUCUGGUGGAGAACAUCAUUGACAUCUACAAGCAGGAAUAUUCCAGCCGACCCCUGAAGAAGGGCAACCACCCGAUGUGCAAAGACCACGAGGACGAGAAGAUCAACAUCUACUGCUUGACCUGCGAGGUGCCCACCUGCUCCAUGUGCAAAGUCUUUGGGGCUCACAAGGACUGCGAGGUCGCGCCCCUCCAGAGCGUCUUCCAGGGACAAAAGACGGAGCUGAGCAACUGCAUCUCGAUGCUGGUGGCAGGCAACGACAGGAUCCAGACCAUCAUCAACCAGCUGGAGGAGUCCUGCAGGACCACGGAGGAGAACAGCCGGCAGGUCAAGCAGUCUUUGCACGAGAAGUUCGAAGGGCUGAUUGGCAUCUUGCAGGAGAAGAGGAACGAGUUGCUGGAGCGCGUCACCAAGGAGCAAGAAGAGAAGGUCGGCUUCAUGAAGAACCUCAUCCACCAGUACAACGACCAGCUGGAGAAGUCUUCCAAACUGGUGGAGACCGCCAUCCAGUCCAUGGAGGAGGAAGGAGGGGCCGAUUUCCUCCUGAGUGCAAAACAGCUCAUUAAAACAAUUGUGGAUGCAUCAAAGGGAGCUCAGCUGGAGAAGAUCGAGUCGGGCUUUGAAAACAUGGACUACUUCAUUGUAGACACAGAGAGUGUCACCGAAAUCUUGAGAAGCCUUGACUUUGAGCCAGAUGAAGAGAGUGAAGAAGCGAACGAGGAAGAAGACGAAACAGAAGAGGAAGAACUUCAAGUUGGAAGAGUCGACAAUCCUCAGUAACGGAGCCAGGAGUCACGAAUUCCAAGGACGGAAAUGCAACUGUCGAUAUGCAGAAAUUACCGGGAAGAUUUGGGGGGAAGAUGUGGGACGGGGAAGCGGGUGAAACCCAAAGGAGAUGCCCGUGAUGCGAGAGCCAAGGAGAAGAUAAAGGCCGGCCGGAGAGAGAAGAGCCACCGGGGAAAGGGGAGCGCUUGGCAAUUCGGAACGGAAAACAAGCACAGAGACACUUUUCUACACGGGUGCAAAAAACAGAGAACUUUCAUACAUUUUUAUAUGUUUUGUGUGAGUGUGUGGGUUUUUUUUUGUACAUAAUUGCCAAGACACUUGAUUUUUUUCCCUUUGUUUUCCCCUUUUUUAAAAGUGAACUCUUCCACAGAUUGGAGGGCGAUGAGUGUGGGAAUGAGUUCGAGGAUUUCUUUGCACUGAGUAGAAUAGAAGACGAUAGGAAAGAAGUUUAGUGUUAGACGAGGCAUGGCCCAAGUUGGCCCAGGCCUGUGUUAGACUAUAGCAACAAAACAAAACACUCGUUUUCGUUCACUUAUUGAUCUAAAAAGAGAGGUCCGAAGAAGAAUAUUCUCCACUUCGGUGUCUAUAGUUGAACUUGAAAGGUGCAUGUUGAUUUCCCCACCCUUUUUUUGGUUGUAUAUAGCUACACAAUAAAAACAAAUUCCAGUUUUAA
This is a messenger RNA of Anolis carolinensis (green anole), 1879 nucleotides long. It is a transcript of the gene trim63, whose product is annotated as tripartite motif containing 63. Gene Ontology annotation, cellular component: cytoplasm. The transcript is spliced from 9 exons. The record is from RefSeq and is a predicted model, not a curated record. Gene Ontology annotation, biological process: protein ubiquitination. Gene Ontology annotation, molecular function: zinc ion binding; ubiquitin protein ligase activity. NCBI's taxonomy places the organism in Eukaryota, Metazoa, Chordata, Lepidosauria, Squamata, Anolidae. Bases 139 to 1200 code for a protein of 353 amino acids.